AUGUUUUCUAAAACUCGUAAUCAACGUACUUCAAUAAAACAAGUUCCAACUACGGAUUCAUCCUCUGUAUCAACAAAAGAUCGAUCGCCGGUGACAACGACAGCAUCAUAUCAAAUAAAUUCAAAUUCAUUUUCGUUACCUGCGAACAGUACAUCUACUCAACCAACAACUCAAAGAUCAUUAAAUACUCGUACAUCGAAUAAUGGCAAUGAAAGUGUACGUCGUCGUUUUCUAAAUCUUCUUCGUUUUACUACUAGUCGUCCAUCAUCAUCUGUUCGUUUUUCUCGUCAACGUGAUAUAAAGUCAUCCAAGCAACAGCAGCAACAACAACAAAAUUUUUCUACUAUAUCAAUACAUGAUAAUGGUUCCAUAACAUCAUCAUUAGCGUUUAUGAAAGAUGAAUUAAUUGAAUCAGUUGCCGCAUCAGCUAAUGAACAUGUUAUUAAUAUAAUACCUUCAACAACAACAAAUCAAUUAAACGAUAAUAAUAAUAAUAUUGAAACAUGCAUUUUAUGUUGUCAUGAAUAUCCAUUAGAAGAUUUUGAACGUUUAACACUUUGUUCACAUUCAUAUUGUCGAACAUGUUUAAAAAGUUAUUUAAAAUUAGAAAUAACAGAAGGUCGUGUAACACUGAAUUGUCCACAAAGUGAUUGUCCAGAACGUAUACAUCCAAGUGAUAUAUCACGUAUAUUAGAAAAACAUCCUGAUCUUAUAUCAAAAUAUGAACAAUUUAUGGUACGACGUGUUUUACAAUCUAUAGCUGAUACACGAUGGUGUCCAGCACCUGAUUGUGGUUUUGCAGUUAUUGCAUCUGGUUAUGCAUCAUGUCCAGAAAUUCAAUGUCUUAGACCGGGAUGUAAUACAUCAUUUUGUUAUCAUUGUAAAGCAAUAUGGCAUCCAAAUAAAACAUGUGAAGAUGCUGCAAGAGAAAAAAUAUCAACAAAAAUUCGAUCAGGUUCUUUUAUAAGUCUUGCUUCUGCCCAACAAAAAGAUGAAAUAAAACAAUGUCCAAGAUGCCAAGCAUCUAUACUUAAAAUGGAUGAUGGUUCUUGUAAUCAUAUGACAUGUCCAAUAUGUGAAGCUGAAUUUUGUUGGUUAUGUGGUCGAGAAAUAUCCGAUUUGCAUUAUUUAAGCCCAUCGGGUUGUACAUUUUGGGGUAAAAAACAAUGGAGUAGAAAGAAAGUUAUUCUAUGGCAAGUUGCUACAUUAAUUGGGGCACCAGUUAUUAUUGCUUUGAUUGCUGGUGUUGCAGUACCAGGUGUUAUUAUUGGUGUACCUGUAUGGACUGGUCGAAAAAUAUUUAAAAAAUUUAAUAAAUCACAUUAUAGUAAAGCAAAAAGAAAUAUUCUCGUUACAUUAGGCGUUAUGGGUAGCGUUGUUGCAUCCCCAAUUGUUGCUACACUUGCUGUUGGAAUUGGUGUACCAAUUCUUUUGGCUUAUGUUUAUGGAGUAAUUCCAAUAUCUUUGUGUCGAACAGGUGGUUGUGGUGUUGGUACACGAAAUGAAUUGUCAGAUGGUGAUAGUCCUAAUCUAGAUAAUUUUUUACCUUUUUCUUUACGUGACGUACCUAUUGCGCGAACGAUUUUUAAUGAUAAUCAAAGUGUGAUGACACAUCCAACAAUAGGAGGCGAUUCAACUAGUUUAUCAAAUAGUGUUGUACAUCUUAUUGAUGAUAGAAGUAAUGAUAGUACAAAAGCAUUACCUGGUACAGGAGCUGUUUCACUUUGUGAAAGUUUACCACCAUCAAAUCGCCUGGAAGUUCAAGCAGAAGUUAGUGAUUGUAAAAGUUUUGAUAUUGAAAGUAUAACGAUCAGUGAAAAAUCUUCGAAAACAAUGGAUAGUCUGAAAGCAUUAGCUGGUUCGAUUAAAGAUGCAUGUACCGUGCCUGGUGUGGAAUAUAAUAAUGAUAUUAUUUGUGGUGGUACUGGUGAUUUUAGUGGACGAAAAUCAAGUCUAUUGAGUAGUGCAUCCGAUUAUGCUCGAUCGAUAAAUGUCGAACAACAACAUUCAACUUUGAAUCGAGCAGGUUCACCAAAUAGUGAUAAAACAGUUUCAUUUUUUGACGAACGUGUUAAAGUUAAAUCAAAGUAA
Molecule: messenger RNA, 2091 nt
Organism: Rotaria sp. Silwood2
Lineage: Eukaryota; Metazoa; Rotifera; Eurotatoria; Philodinida; Philodinidae
Source: the annotation of a GenBank genome assembly